UCGUCGAGAAAUACUUGACUAGACUCGGACAUCUUAUUCUCCGACCCUCCCCUGCGCUGCUGCUGCUGCAAGUUGCGAGCAUUUACGCAAGAAUGAGACUUUGGAUGACUUUGUUCAGUCGCUCGACCGUGACCUGCUUUUUACUUCUCUUAUGCGAGUUGGUUCAAGUGAUAACUUUUGAACUGACGCUGCUUCAUACCAAUGACAACCACGCUCGGAUUGAUGAGACCAACAGAGAGUCGGGCAGAUGUCCAAAGGGUGGCCCUUGUUUCGCCGGAGUAGCGAGGAGGUUCACAAAGAUCACCGAAAUCCGCAAAAACGAGAAGAAUGUACUUUUACUGGACGCUGGAGACCAGUUUCAGGGAACCGUCUGGUUCAAUUACUACAAAGGCUCAGAAGCUGCAUAUUUCAUGAACAAACUUGGUUAUGAUGUGAUGGCAUUUGGAAAUCACGAGUUUGACAAUGGAGUGGAGGGUCUCAUUGAGCCCUUCCUUAAGAAUGUGACCUGCACCAUACUGAGUGCCAACAUCAAAACUGAUCAGACACUGGGCUCAACACUCAGUGGUUACUAUCAGCCAUAUGUAAUCAAGCAUGUGGGCGGCGAAAAAGUGGCUGUGAUUGGAUACACAACAGUAGAGACACCAGUCUUAUCAUUACCAGGCCCACACCUGAAGUUUGAGGAUGAGGUACAGUCCAUCCAGGUGCAGGUUGAUAAAUUGAAAACCCUCGGUUACAAUAAGAUCAUCGCUCUGGGUCAUUCUGGAUUUGAAGUGGAUCAAGAUAUCGCUAAACGGGUCAGAGGAGUUGAUGUGGUCAUCGGAGGACACACAAACACUUUUCUAUACACAGGUAAGCCCCCAUCCAGUGAAGUCCCGGCGGGCCCAUAUCCUUUCAUGGUGAGGUCUAAUGAUGGGAGAGAUGUGCCUGUGGUCCAGGCAUUUGCCUUUGGGAAAUAUCUGGGAUACCUGAAGGUCACCUUUGAUGAUGAAGGAAAUGUGGUAAAAGCAGUUGGAAACCCCAUCUUGAUGGACAGUAGCAUACCUCAAGACCCGGAUGUCCUCGCUGACGUAGAGAAAUGGAAAGUGAACUUGGCUCACUACUCUGCUCAGUAUGUGGGACAGACCUUAGUCUUCCUCAAUGGGACCUUUGAGGAGUGUCGGUUUGGGGAAUGUAACCUUGGAAACCUGAUCUGUGAUGCUAUGAUUCAUAAUAAUAUCAAGCAUUCAGAUGAGCUGCAGUGGAAUCAUGUGAGCUUAAGCAUACUGAAUAGUGGGAACAUAAGGGCACCUAUAGAUGAGACCUACAAAAACGGUUCCAUUACCAUGGAGGAGAUCCUUUCAGUUUUACCUUUCGGAGGAACAUUUGAUCUGGUCCAGCUGAAGGGGUCGACGUUAAAAAAGGCGUUUGAGCACGCUGUCCACAGAUAUGGAAGUAACACAGGAGAAUUUCUUCAAGUCGCAGGCAUCCAUGUAGAGUUUGAUGUCUCUAAGCCAGUCGGUCAGCGUGUGGUAAACAUGGCCUUGCUCUGCACUCAGUGCCGUGUGCCCCGCUAUGAACCAUUAGACCUGGACAGGGUGUACAAAGUCAUCAUGCCAUCCUACAUUGCAGGCGGGGGAGAUGGCUUCAAUAUGCUCAAACAGGAGAAACUAAAGCAUGACACUGGGGACAUGGACAUUUCUGUUUUAUCGAAGUUCAUCUCAGAGAGGAAACGUGUGCACCCUGCGGUGGAAGGCCGGAUUAGGUUGAGAAACUCGGAUGUACUUGUGGCUCAGAGCUUUGCCCUGGUUUUGCUGGGCCUGUGUUUGUCCAUAACCCUUUAAAUUUUGUACAUUUUCUAUAAUGUUAAUUGCAGAGCUUUGGUAUUUGUAGUAGCAUUGUGAAGCAACGCUACAAAUAAAGCGUUACUGUUGGCUUCCAACUUUGGCAUAACUACAUAUAGAAAUUAAUAUGAAAUGUGGUGAAUGACAGAAUUAGAGCAGAUUUUUCAUUAAAAUUAAAACAACAUCUUUUCAUAUAAACACUGUUUAAUUACAUAGCAUGAGCUGCUCUUCUAUACUGUGUAUUUGCCAUGCAUUUUUCUUUUAGCAAAAAGAGGCCGGUGAAUCUAGAGGGACCCAAAGGGUGUCAUCACAUAAACAUUUGACUUGCUAGUCAGUAUGACAGCAAUACCUCAUUACAUAAUAAGAAAGAACCCAAAGACUCAAAAUGAUUUCCAAUGAGAUUACCAGGGAAGAAGAACCCAUCCACUGUUCCACCCUUAUCGGUUAGAAAAGGGUGGAAAGAAGCAGAGAUGCUGAACUCCAUCAAAGACAAAGGCUAAAUCUGCAUCUGUUUUCGUUUUUGUUAUCCAAAUUCCUCUCAUGCCACUUAAAAACCACUAUUUUUUAACCUGUUGAUUUUUAUCCGGGUUCCCAGUCUUAUCAGGAAAUCCUUUUCCAGGACUUCUGUUUGGCUAUGCUUGAUAGCUGUUGCAACUGGAAGGUCAUAUAUGUUCAGCAUUAACUGUCAGUGGAAACCUCAACAGUCUGUGAAUGGACUGUAUAACUUUUAGCUGACCAAAUAUGCUAUCUCCUCGGCAAAAAAUAUGCAAUCUUAGCUAUCAAUUCCACUUAAAACAUGCUAUCUCAGGGGGUACAAUGCAAUUUUAUAACCUACCUUUACAUUUUUUUUCCAAGGCCUCAAUGGUUCCUAGGACAUUAGAUUUUUGUUAUUUUCCAGGAGAUUCCAAUGACUAGAAAACAGUGUAUACAUUUUCAAGUUUUCCAGGACAGUUGGGUACCCUGAGUAUAAAUGUAGUGUUUGUAUAUAUAAUAGUAUUUUAUUAUCUUCACUUCUUUUGAAUGAGUAUGUUCAAAAAAACUUUAUAAUAAAUGUAAA
Messenger RNA from Lampris incognitus (smalleye Pacific opah), 2877 nucleotides. RefSeq names its product snake venom 5'-nucleotidase-like. Gene Ontology annotation, molecular function: metal ion binding; nucleotide binding; 5'-nucleotidase activity. Gene Ontology annotation, biological process: AMP catabolic process. Gene Ontology annotation, cellular component: plasma membrane. Bases 93 to 1820 code for a protein of 575 amino acids. The transcript is spliced from 9 exons. The record is from RefSeq and is a predicted model, not a curated record. NCBI's taxonomy places the organism in Eukaryota, Metazoa, Chordata, Actinopteri, Lampriformes, Lampridae.